CUCUAGAGCUAGUGGCUUAUUGUCGUUCCUAAAGUAACACAGCGGUAUUAGGACUGCCAAGGAAAACUUUCCAUCUACUUUAUUCAGAUUCCGCUUAAAGAGCGGUGCUGUCUACCUUGCUGACUAACUAACUUUCUUGUGUUAAAAUCUGGGAUUGACGGUUAACUGCAUCCGUUUUUUGUUUUUUUUGAGCGGCUUUCUGAGAUUUUGUGAGCAGAUUGUCCGGCUGGAUUCAAUAAGUCAAUUUCUUUUUUAUGUCCAUCUAUUAGCGUGUUUUCCCUCGUCAACAGCUGACUGGACGUCAUCGCAGCGUAUUCUCGCCAUGUCCUCCGGGAAUGGGUCGGAGCAGAGCCGGCGUUUCAGCGUGUUAUCCUGGGAGCAGGUGCAGCGUCUCGACUCGAUUCUUGGGGAGACGAUCCCAAUUCAUGGAAGGGGUAACUUCCCCACUUUGUCCGUGCAGCCUCGACAGAUUGUACAGGUUGUUCGAAAUCGUCUGGAGCAGAAAGGGAUCCAUGUCCGUGACGUGAAGCUGAAUGGGUCUGCAGCCAGCCAUGUCCUUCAUCACGACAGUGGCCUUGGGUACAAGGACUUGGACUUGAUCUUUGGCUUAGAGCUGCAAACUGAUAAGGUUUUUCGCCUGGUCAAGGAUGUGGUGCUGGACUGUCUGCUAGAUUUCCUUCCUCCGGGUGUUAACAAAGACCGCAUCACUCCCCUGACUCUAAAAGAGGCCUAUGUGCAAAAGUUAGUAAAGGUAUGCAAUGAGACCGAUCGAUGGAGCCUCAUCUCCCUUUCAAAUAACACUGGCAAGAAUGUGGAGCUGAAGUUUGUGGACUCGCUACGGCGGCAGUUUGAGUUCAGCGUAGACUCUUUUCAGAUAACCUUGGACUCCCUUUUGUUGUUUGACAAAUGUUCGGAGACCCCCAUGUCUGAAAACUUUCAUCCCACUGUUCUGGGGGAGAGUAUGUACGGAGACUUUGAAGAAGCCGUAGACCAUUUACGCAAAAGAAUCAUUGCGACUCGCAGCCCUGAGGAAAUCCGCGGUGGGGGGCUUCUUAAGUACUGUAACCUGUUGGUCAGAGGCUUUCGGCCCUGCUCAGAGGCAGAGAUGAAGUCUCUUCAGAGGUACAUGUGCUCACGCUUCUUCAUAGACUUUUCGGACAUUGCAGAGCAGCAACGGAAACUUGAGGCCUACCUGCAGAAUCACUUUGUGGGGAUGGAACACAAGCGAUAUGACUGCCUAGUGACACUGCACAGUGUGGUCAAUGAGAGCACAGUGUGUCUAAUGGGUCACGAGAGGAGACAAACUCUAAAUCUUAUUGCUAUGUUGGCUUUGAGAGUCCUGGCAGAGCAGAACGUUAUCCCCACUGUGACUAAUGUGACCUGUUACUACCAGCCUGCACCCUACGUCAGAGACAUUAAUUUCAACAAUUAUUACAUUGCCCACGUCCAGCCUCUCUUGCCGCCAUGCACCAACUCUUAUCAGACAUGGCUGCCUUGUAACUGAAAUAACUGUGGUGGGUUGAGCUAGCAUUCUGCAGGUUGGGGAAUGAGUAUCAAAGCACAAAAUGGAAUUAAAAAAAACAAAAGAAAAAAAAAAA
Messenger RNA from Erpetoichthys calabaricus (reedfish), 1598 nucleotides. RefSeq names its product terminal nucleotidyltransferase 5A-like. Gene Ontology annotation, biological process: mRNA stabilization. The transcript has 2 exons. The record is from RefSeq and is a predicted model, not a curated record. The coding region runs from base 323 to 1504 and encodes 393 amino acids. NCBI's taxonomy places the organism in Eukaryota, Metazoa, Chordata, Cladistia, Polypteriformes, Polypteridae. Gene Ontology annotation, molecular function: RNA binding; poly(A) RNA polymerase activity.